Clonostachys solani is the source of this 717-nucleotide messenger RNA. The record is from the annotation of a GenBank genome assembly. Lineage: Eukaryota; Fungi; Ascomycota; Sordariomycetes; Hypocreales; Bionectriaceae.
AUGGCAAUCAUCAACUUCUUGACUACUGCACUGGCCCUGGCGGCCACAGCCGUUCAAGCAGCCCCUUCCUCCUCAUCUCUCGAGACGCGGGCGACCGAGAUUUUCUUCGAGGACCAAUUUACUACACUCGACCAGGCACGAUGGUAUUGCGAAUACGGCAAUUGCCCCAGAAUGGUCAAUGAUAUGGCCAAAUUCGAGCUCGCUGCCAACACGCGCAACGCCAACAGCAGCAUCAUUCUGAACAACCAGCAGUUCACAUGGGGCAUCUUCAGAUUCUCCCUCUCCCUCUCGCCCCAGCCAGCUGCCCGUGUCUUCUGGGGUGCUUCUCUGUACAACAACGGCCCCAAUGAGGAUGGGUCUCUCUACAGCCAAAUCGACUUCGGCUUCUACACGGACAACACCAAAUUCUCCAACUCGCAGCUCUUCCUCGAGAGCGCUGUGAGCGGUCAGCGCAAGACCAUCGACAUCACUGCCAACGGCAUCAACUUUUACGACGGCAACCCCAAGACGUUCCAGCUCGAGUUCAACGCCACCAGGCUUUCUCUGAGCAUCAACGACGUGUAUGUCGCCGGCCAUAACGAGGCCGCCUUCCUUCCGUCUCUCCCGCUGACCUUCUCGAUGGGUCCCCGCGUGCUGAGCGAUAGCACCAGUCUCUUGACCGAGACAUGGUCUCAGAACGUCGACUACCUGCUGGUCAACGGUGGCGCUCCCGCUUAA